This is a messenger RNA of Caenorhabditis auriculariae, 3346 nucleotides long. The record is from the annotation of a GenBank genome assembly. NCBI's taxonomy places the organism in Eukaryota, Metazoa, Nematoda, Chromadorea, Rhabditida, Rhabditidae.
AUGGCUCCUGUUAUGGAAAACCCCAUGCAAAUUUCGCCCAUUUCUGGAACGGUACGUGAUUAAAAUUUUUAAUAAAUUACCCUUGAUAUUUAUUUUUGAAGGAUACACCUUAUUUUUAUUUUCAGAAAAACUCGCAAUUUUCCCCAACUGUGGCGCCGAAAAAUGGAAAGGAUACCAAGAUCCUUGCGGGUAAGUUCAUAUCGAGAAUUUAUAUCACUUAUCCUUAACUUUUAAUCGCAACCUAGACUGUUUCGAGUUUUCUAUUCUUCACUUUAAAUCUUGAGAACAUCCCAAAAAACCCAAUUUCAGGAACCGAAACCCAAGCACAAGUCUCUCAAAAGAGGCUGACCUCGUUCAUCUCCGAGCAGUUAAAGAUAAAGUCUGGCUUCACGGCGAAAAUUGAAGAUUCGCUGAAGCAUCUGCAAGAAGAUGAGAAAUUCGUCGGCCGAGUCAACGAGAUUUUGAAAGGUUUGAACAUUUUCCAUUCACAAAUUACAUUCUUUGAUCAAUUGAACUGGGUGAUUGGUUUCAGGACGUCAGCUCAAGACCAAGGACUAUUUCGGAGAAGGUUUUGAGAGAGAUUUUGAAUGCUCUGGAGUCGAGCUCGUUAGUCUCACCAUGUAAUAAUUAGAAGCUUUUUUCAAAAUGCAAUCUUUAUCUAAUUAAGGUUCAAGAAAGCUUCUUCUCACCAUGCCUUAAUAAUCGAUUGCGAGCCUUUUGAACUCGUUCAUAACGGUCUUCUUUUGGUGGCUCGUGUACAGGAUGAAAUGUAUCCUAUCGGAGUCGGUUUUUUUUUUCUGAAAAAUUGACUUCAAGCACUGAAAUACGGAAUAAAUUGACUUAUCUUUCCCCUCAGCGGGAAACUUUUAAAAAACCCUGAAAAAAGCCUGUAAAUAGGACAGCGCAGAGAAAUAAACAAUAAAAAUUGUAGCGGACGGAGUUUUUCAAACUUUCAAAUCCAAACUUUUUCAGAACCUUGUGAUCCUCGACGAUGGACAACUCGUCCAACAACAGGUUCCAUCCAAUUAUGUUGCAGUUCGUUUAAUCACUCAAAAACCUUAUCAUUAAGGAAAAACUUUAGCGAACUUUGGCUCCAGAUGGCCACAACGCAAUCGUCUUCGAAGAGAUCAUGCUAUUCAAGAAAAGGCAUGAUUCUCUCAAACUUGAAAAACAAUCAGAAAAAACUAUUCAGGCAGUCGGUUCCAUGGAACCCCAGGCGGAGCGAUGACUUUUGGACCAGCCGGAAAUUUUUAAACCCUUGCAAAGGACUGAAGCUUCAGUUUUGGAGCACGAAGGUCUUGGAUGUGGAGCUUGAAGCGAAACACAAGUUAGUUUUGAUAUAAAGACAAAAAGUCUCACUCAUCACGACUUGGAUCAGUCUAGCGUGUCUGACAUCUCUUUUCUCUCACAAAGUCACAGGAAAAUAUGAAAUGAGAGUUGAAGAGUGAGCAGACAUUUCAAACUUUUUCCAAGCCAUUGUGAAUGAGUUUUCUUCCGCUUCCCUUCUAAUUAUAGAAAAUUCCAGACAAUUCGCUUCCGAAUUUAUCGACCAGCUGGGUGAAGCUGGCCUCACCACCGAAAUCCCCGACAAUUUGAAGCACUGUGCGCUGGAGCGUAUCGAGAAAACCAUCAUAGAUAUAUCCAAAGCCUCGGAAAAAAUUUCCUUUUUGAUCAUCUAUUCGACAGCCGAUCAGAAGGACGACAUCUCUCGUAGGGGAUGAAAAAAUUUCUUGUUGAACUUUCAAAUUUUAGAAAUCAUCGAGAAAUCAAUGGCCUUUUUAGAUAUACAAAUCCGUCAAAUCGUUUUGGAAGACUUCGCCAAAACGGAAGUCGUCAAAGCAGCGGUUUGCUUAACUUUUCUGGAGCUUUUUUCGCGAAAUACAACAAUUGCAGGUUCAAUUUGUAAGGCGAUUAAAUGUGUCUUGCGGCGGGAUAAACUUCUCGCUCAAGCCGUUUUCGUAUGGAGCAGAGAAUCCGAAGUUAAAACCUUUUUUCAAAGUUUAACCUUCUGGUCCUUUUUUUAGUUACCGGGACUUUCUUAACGGGGAUACAAUGAUUGUCGGUCUCCGGGAAGAGACACACAGGGGCAAACGCGGGGAUCGAACACCAAAAGACUUUACUUGUUUUGGCGUAACAAUUUCAAAUAUUUUUAUUUUUCACCAGUGAUUUCAGCUUUCCUACACACUCGGAUCCGUGGUGAAAACGGGCGGAUUCGUUUUCGUCCAGUUCAAGGAUCCCGAUCAGAAGAACAUGUAUGCUACUGAUCCAAAACUGCGUAUUUAAUGCCUUUUUUUUAAGUCUCAUCGCACAAAGCUUUUUGAAAGCAGUCAAAGUUUUUUUCGAGGAAGCCCAUCGAUUGCCUGUCCGAAUAAUCAUCCAUCGUUCGGGAUUAAACGAUGAUGAGGAAUUAGACAGAGUGAGUCCUUCAGUAUGAAACACAGAGGAAUAUUUGAAGUACUCUAAACGAAGAAUAUUACGGUAUCUCAAAACAUCUUCUUUCCUUUUCUCCUCAGUUUUUCCUUAGGCCUACAGAUAUCAGUUUCCGAGUUUCUAUCUUAUCUCCAAACGAAAACUGCUGAAUCGUCUUCUAUCUUAUAUUAAGACGUCUUUUCUGGCCGCGAUCGCCAAAGCUCUCAGGGACGAGAACGACCUGAGGGUUUACAACUCCCGAAUGAAUUAUUGCCCGGAGCUUUUCCUCUUGUGGUCGCCAAGAAAUGCGGAUCUGUGCGUUUUGGAAAACUCCCAAUUUACAUUCAUAUUUUGCAGGUUCCCGACGAACAACGACCAUGAGAAACUGCGUAGCGGAACAUUUGGCUCGGCUCGGGAGUUCUUCCCCGGAGCCGCACACGGCUCUUUUUUCAUAACGACAGAGAUGAAAGACGGGGUUCGUUUUUUUUGUUCAUCUGAUUCAAAUAGUCAUGUCAAUGACUUUUCCAGGAAGAGGUAACUCCCGACUUCUUCCUCGUACGCAAACACCGGGGUAUGGUCACGGAAGACGAGGAGAGGCGGAUCGGAAUGCUCGCAUUCCUACUGUCGUUUGACCAAACGACAGCUAGACCCUCGUCCGGUCUUAAUGUGGCUAGAGCAGCAAGGAAGCUAUCAAGAAUCUCAGGCGAGACCCUUUUCAGCGUUGUGUGAGUUUUCAAUCUUCAUUUCUUAAAACUUGGACUUUUUACGGACAUUUUUCAUUCUUGAUUUCAAGACCAGAGUAGAAAAGUCCCGACUAAAGUAAUUGUUUCAAACUUGAUCCAUUUACAGGAACGAUGUGAGCAGCGCAAAAGAUUGGAUGUUAAAUGACUGGCUAUUCCGCCGAAUGUCGCAGAAAAGGAGGCCGUUUUGGUUAUGA